UAUGAAGGCGGAGUAUUUCUGGUGGACAUCCGAAUACCGGAGGACUACCCCUUCAAACCACCAAGAGUGACCUUCAGAACUAGGAUCUUCCACCCGUUCGUCAACGACGGUAACACACUGUCCAUGUACAAUCUGCAGGACAGGAGUGGAUUCACUUCCGGAGGCUGGAGCCCGGCAAUCACCCUUUCGAAAGGUAAGAACCGGCCCGCGGGAAGCGUAUCAUUGUGUAUAUUCUUGCUCACAUCGCGUAGUGAUCCUGCCUCUGCACCCGAGUUCACAAACACCCAUUUCACGGCAGCUAUGAUGGCGCAGCGGGACAGGGCUCGCUUCUACCAAAUAGCCAGAGACUAUACGCUUAGAUAUGCAUUGUGA
This is a messenger RNA of Microdochium trichocladiopsis, 372 nucleotides long. RefSeq names its product ubiquitin-conjugating enzyme/RWD-like protein. Lineage: Eukaryota; Fungi; Ascomycota; Sordariomycetes; Xylariales; Microdochiaceae. The annotation marks the transcript as partial. Gene Ontology annotation, biological process: protein polyubiquitination. Gene Ontology annotation, cellular component: nucleus. The transcript is spliced from 2 exons. The record is from RefSeq and is a predicted model, not a curated record. Gene Ontology annotation, molecular function: ubiquitin conjugating enzyme activity.